UAUUCCACCCUUCUUCUGCUUUCAACAUGCAUCGUCAGCCUAUUGUUGCUGGCUAUAGCAUAUCCAGCGUAUGUAGAAACUCAACCUCAGAAGUUGCUCAAAUAUAUCCCCCGUUUUCUAAACAAUCCCCCCCACCGUCGCAUGAAUCGUAGUCUACCCAGCUUGAUAUGAACAUUGACCAGGCGGUUAUGCGAGCAAAAGCUCUGUCGAAUUUCCUGUCCAAUAUGAUCAAUCUCCUGGACAAUGCACAGCAAGAUGUUUCCAAUAAUGAAAUGAUCAAGGACGCUCACAGGGAAUGCCGCCAGCUUUACGAGUAUAUCAACGAGCAACUGUGGUCUGUCAAUGAAACGGAUGAGAUCUCAGCGCUGACCGAGGCAAAUGAGGCUCUCUUACGUGCUUCAGAUGCGUAUGACCGUCUAGUGGCAUCAUGGCAGCAGUCUGGUCAUGAGGACAUGGAAGACGCAGAUUGGUAAGAUAACUCCCCCCCUCUCCUCGCCUUACUUGGUAAAUCUCUCACACAAACAUUUGUCUGGUAGGGAAUUGGUUGACUAUCAGCCUGCCACUGUUGCCUAAUCCCAAACACACCUCAAAAGUAUAAUGCAGCUUCGAUACCGUGCCAAUUCCCCCUUCCCAACUACCCAUCGCUGGCGAACAAAACAUCGUACUUGUUCCUCAUUCCAUUAUAAAUAUAUAUCAUUGUUUUCCCCGGCA
This is a messenger RNA of Umbelopsis ramanniana AG, 711 nucleotides long. RefSeq lists its product as uncharacterized. The transcript is spliced from 2 exons. The record is from RefSeq and is a predicted model, not a curated record. NCBI's taxonomy places the organism in Eukaryota, Fungi, Mucoromycota, Umbelopsidomycetes, Umbelopsidales, Umbelopsidaceae. The coding region runs from base 168 to 473 and encodes 101 amino acids.